Apiotrichum porosum is the source of this 1212-nucleotide messenger RNA. RefSeq lists its product as uncharacterized. Lineage: Eukaryota; Fungi; Basidiomycota; Tremellomycetes; Trichosporonales; Trichosporonaceae. Bases 1 to 1212 code for a protein of 403 amino acids. The transcript is spliced from 3 exons. Gene Ontology annotation, molecular function: hydrolase activity, hydrolyzing O-glycosyl compounds. The record is from RefSeq and is a predicted model, not a curated record.
AUGGGCGACUCGAAGGCGGCCCUCGUCCCGCUCCUCCCCGUCGGCGCGGGCAUACCGUCCACCCAGGCCACUACCCCGCCCACCACACCUCCUGCUGGCUUUGUGACUGCCCGCGGCACCGAGUUCUGGCUCGACGGCCGGCCAUACCGCUUUGCCGGGAUGAACGCGUACUGGAUCCCCCAGCUGGUCCAUGAGUCGCAGUACGACGCGGCGUUCCAGCGUCUGAAGGAUAUCGGGGUGCGCGUGCUGCGUACGUGGGCGUUCUCAAUGGUCGAGGGGGAGCUGCCGACCACCAAUUUGACGUAUUUCCAGUACUGGAAAGACGGCGAGCAGUUUCUCAAUGUCGGCGCCAACGGACUGGCGCGCCUCGACACGACGGUCAAGUAUGCCGCCAAGUACGGCAUCAAGCUGAUCAUGGUGUUUGUCAACAACUGGGAACACUACGGCGCAAUGGACGUGUACACGUCCAACCUCGUCGGCAAGGACGCGUGCCACUCGGACUUUUACACCAAUGCCAAAGUCAUCGCCGCGUUCGAGGCGUACGUCCACCACAUUGUCACGCGGUACAAGGACUCGGCCUCCAUUUUUGCGUGGGAGCUCACCAACGAGGCGCGCGCGACGGCCACCGAGCCAUUGAAACGACUCGAUUUCACGCCCGACGACCUGACCAGGUGGGUCGCGGACCGCGCAGCGUUUAUCAAGUGCCUCGAUCCGCACCACAUGGUCGCCGUGGGUGACGAAGGGUUCUUCAACUGGGACCGGCCCAAGACCAAGGCCGAGUAUGUGUAUUCAGGAGAGUCGGGUGGCGACUUUGACGCAUACCUCAAGCUGGACAAUAUCGACUUUGGCACCUUCCACAUGUACCCCGAGACGUGGGGCAUGACACCCGAGUUGGAGUGGGGCAAGCAGUGGAUCCAAGAGCACAUCGACUCGAUGAACAGGCAUGGCAAGCCCGUCGUGUUUGAAGAGUUCAACAUUGACGGAUACGACAAGCAGACGACAAUGUUUCCGGCGUGGAUUGAGCUCGCCGAGGAGCAGCUGCCCGGUAUCAUGCCGUGGGGCCUGGCCGCCAACGACAUGGACAUUUCCGACACGACAGUCUGGCUGGGCAGCUAUGACGAGACUAAUGAUUUCUGGCCCGGCAAGGACCUCGUGUGGGCCAUGCUGCAGCAGAUGGGCAAGAGGAUUAAUGAAAAGUGGCCACUCGAGUAA